Molecule: messenger RNA, 6324 nt
Organism: Cheilinus undulatus (humphead wrasse)
Lineage: Eukaryota; Metazoa; Chordata; Actinopteri; Labriformes; Labridae
Gene: il11ra
Product: interleukin 11 receptor, alpha
Exons: 12
Coding region: 139-1335 (398 amino acids)
Cellular component (GO): membrane
Molecular function (GO): protein binding; cytokine receptor activity
Source: RefSeq, a predicted model, not a curated record
UUGUCCGACUUUGUUGCUCUCCUGCCCCGCUAGCUUGGCUCCAGUCUCUCCGGGGUGCCGAAGAUUAACUCGACAAAGUACCAACCAUGGAAGGCGACAACAUAAUAAUGCCCAUUUGACUCGGGGACAUAUUUCAAGAUGCCAGGCCUUUUGUCCAGUCCUGUGUUUCUGACAGUCAUCUGGUUUUUAUCUUGGUCACUGCACUGCAGCAGCGCUCAGAUUCAGUCUGAUGAAGUGUCGGGAAUACAGUAUGAGCACCUGGACUCAAAUGUGAAACUGGCAUGUGGGACGUCACAAAUCACGAUACCUGUGGUAUGGCAUCACAACCACAGCUCAGCAUUACCAUGGCACACAGUGACAUCAGAUGGAACCUUAACACUGCUGCACGUGAACCACUCUGCCCAGGGCAAUUACAGCUGCUAUGACAACAAGGGGCUCCUCCUCCACUCUGUUAACCUCAGGCUGGGACGUCCCCCUGGGCUACUGAGCAUUUCCUGUCAAGUGCCCAAUCACACACAUGUUCGCUGCUCCUGGAUGGAAGCUGUCAAGACCUUUCUGCCAGCCAAGUACAACGCCUCCUUCAGGGGGAAUGGUCAGGAGUGGAGGCCAUGUAUUGUGGAUAUCACCCAGAGGCACUGUGAUGUGUAUGACCCUGCCUUCUGGCAGACUAUCCAUACCCUGAGAGUGACUGAGGCCAAUGCCCUUGGAUCUGAAACAACAUAUGUCCGGUUUAGGCUACAUGAGCUUUUGAAACCAGACCCUCCAGAGUCCUUGUUAGUGAAGGAGCUAGAAGGCCAUCCAAAGAGACUUAAUGUCUCAUGGAACUUCCCGUCUUCAUGGCCGCUUCAUGACGCUUUUCCCCUUGUAUUUCAUAUCAGAUACAGACCGCAUGGUUCUUUAUACUGGUCUGAGAUUUACACUGAAGAGAGUCCAGCCAUAAUUUUAGAUGCUCUGGCUGGCCAUCUCCACCAAGUCCAGGUUCGAGCCCAUGAUGAGGUGAACUCUGAAAGCCAAUGGAGUGAAUGGACACCUCUGUUUCUCAUCAAACCCUGGGAAGGUUACCCUACCCCUAAACCUGAUGAGGAGGAAACAUUCCCAGACUAUGUCAUCCCCUUCAUCACAAAACCUGAAACCUCCUCUGCAAAGUCACCCAAGCCUGGACUUGAGGAUGAGGGUAAUUUGGGUUUGGUGAUUCUGCUGGUUUUGUUCUCCGUGGUCAUCCUCACCACCGUCCUUUCCCUCAUCUUUGUUGUGUGGGUGAGGCAAAGGCGGCGGGAUAAUGUGACCAAACAGGAACUUACCUCAAUGGUCAAGAUGAAGUCCAUGCCAAUUUAACAUUUAUUUUUGGCCUUUAUUGGAUAGGACAGUGGAUAGAGUCGGAAACAGGGAAGAGAGCGGGGAGAGACAUGCAGGAAAUAGUGCCACGGGCCGGAUUCGAACCCAGGUCGCCUGCGUAUAUGGCGCGCGCCUUAACCACUCGACUACCAGCGCGACACCAACCUGUCUUUCUUGCUGAGUUUUUUAUUCUUCUCUACUCUUUUCAGGUUAAUUUGAAGCAACUUCUCUUCUUCUCCUCAUCAGCCCGUUGUAGGGCUACUUCCAGAUUGAUUGUACCACUGUUGCAAACUGGCCGUCCGUAUUUAACUACAUUAACCAGAAUGCAUCAGUCAAAGUCCAUCCAGGAUCUAUGAAAUCUGGCGGGAACCCUUAUAAUGGAGUUUGCUGAGUGGAUAUAGGUAACCCAGACCAUUGAAGCUGACUGGAGGGAUAUAUUUGGGAGGAUUACCCUGGACGUAUUCAGAGGUCACAUCGAACUGCACUACCCACAAUAACCAGUCAACUCCAAAAACUGGCUGUUGGGCAGACUCAGUCCUGUUUUCACUUCAGUUCACUUCAGCAAGUUCCAUGCAGUUCGCUCCUUUGGGGACAGUAAGGAGUGACACAGCAUCGGGACAGUUAACUCAGAACCAAUGCUGCUUCAGUCCGACCGACUCCUCUUCUGACAGGAGAUUUUUGUUUAACUUUUAAACUAGUAAGUAACAAGGAAAUACAGAAAGUGCAGCUGCCAAAUAGAGAACACAGGAUUUCUUGGUGCACAGGGGAAAAUUUCUUUUCUUGGACAGCUCAUGUCUCUUCUCCCAAACACAAGUUCCUCUAUUUGUUGAGAUUAAAUCUGAGAAGUAACGCAUUAUUGUGCGUCCGUCGACUGACCGAUUGACUCAAUGCUGUGAAGGAAAAAUAACUUCUGCCAGUGUCUUUCUGUGCAUAUUUUGCAAAUGCAGCAACUAUGGGCAUUAUGGUCUCAAUUAAGAGUACUCUGACCUGAGGGUGGGGGCAUGGAUAAUAAGGUCAACGGCUGGCAGUUUAGGUUAUCAAGAUACAUGUCUAAUCAUUUUUUGUUGCAUGGUUACUUGUUCAGUUUUGUUAUGUCUUUAGUGAAGAUGUACUUUUGUCUCCUUUAUUGUACCUCUUUCUAUCCAUCCAUCCACUAAUCCAGAAAAUGUGUGAAUGAAAGACACACAUAGGUAAAAAGUGAAUAAGAAAGAGUGAUAAGAGGAGAACUGGCCUUUCACAAACUACCAGCACAAAAAUAUUUCACAGUUACAUUAUUAGCAAGACGAUUUAAAGUCAUUACUAUUCAGCUGAUUAGUCUAAACUCUAAAGAAUCCCUAUAACUUCUUUUUAAUCAGUUUUGUUAUAUUACAAUAUGUUAAAAUCUUUUUGAUAGUCAAAAUAUACUGUUUGGCCUAAUAUGUGAGUACUUAAAAUGCAAAACAGUUACCGUGGCAGAAAUAGCUGUUGUAGUCUAUUGAUCUUAAUUUACCUGUUGAUUAUUUUUAGGGAUGCUAUGUUUUCCGUAAAAAAUUUCUAAACUGUAAAGAAGAACCCCUUACAUAACAUUGUUUCUCUCAAAAGCUAAGGAGAGAAAAAAAGCAACGCCUUUCAUCUGUGAUGCUUGGAAUAUAAAGUGGGAUGUAAAAAAAAGUCUUCUAUUGAGUCACUAUCAGCAUCAAACUGUUACAGAUUACUGUUAGAUGCAUUGGUAGUUUAGGGUCGGAUACAGCAGGGAGAGUAAGAGAGCCAAUUGUUCAGUUUUGCCAAUUUGUUAGAUGUUUGGGAAUUUAAAUUAGCUAUAACAUGAUUGUAAUAAUAAAGAUGUAUAAAAGCCAAAUAAAAGUUAGCUAGAUUAAUGCAUAUGAAGCACUUUUCCAACAAAGUAAUUAAAGAAAAAAAUCAUUGUAUGUUUUGGUUCUUUGGGAAACUGCUGUCUUUAGCAGGUCUCACAGAUAUUUUGGGUGUCUGGUGCCUAUUCUGCAAACAUCGAAUGCACAAAACCAUGAUGUGGAAGUAUUUCAGUUCACCAAUUGAUCAGUCAUCUCCUGAAUCUGGGAUUGUGUUGCGAACUUAGGUUUCGUUUGUUGAAGGGAAUGUAAAUGAAAUGAGUACUGUAAAACCAAACAAGUUCAACAUAUUCAAAAUACAUGCUGAAACUGAUCACGUCAAAGUUUUUUUUAGUGGAAAUACAUUUUUGAGUAGAUUCAAGUUAAAAAAAGAUCAUUUACCCCACAAUAGAACUGAAAACAUUUGUGGUAACUCAUUUUUACUCAUACAUUAACAGGGUUAACUUAACUUUUUCAGUUAAACUACACUGUGGAAACUUUCCUAUACUUAAAAAUUCUAUUUUUCUCCAACUUAAAAUGUGUAUUUUUCACAAAGCUAUAUGUUCUUCAUCCACUGCAAUUCUCCCACAUUUUCUACCACAUAAUUUAAUCUUGUCAUUUGAAGUAGGCCAACUUCAGUGAUUACAAGUAACAAUAACUGUACGGUGCAUAAUGAACUAGGAAGUCCUCUUCCAUCAUGUCCAGUAUACCAUCCACAGUGAAUUGUGAUUGCUCCCCACAGGUGAGACAUCUAUAACAGAGUCAGUAACUUCACUCAUGGUUCUAAAGUGUUUAAUGCCCAAAGGCAUUCUGGAAAACCAAGCAGAUUAAGGAAUGAUUGUCAAAUAAUCUGAGUGCAAUUACAAAACACACUUCUAGUAAUUACUUAACAGUUUACUCAGAAUAGUAGAACUGAAAUAGCUGUUUUGGAUUUAAAUGUUAUCACAACUGAGUUUUUUAAACAACCUACAUCUGUUCAGAUCCAAAGUGAAAGAUUAAAAGGUGCACAUUGCCCAGAAAGAGUUCUUCCACAGAGUUCAGUUACUUAUACUGGUCACAUUGAGGAUGUUCUCACAGGCAGGACUUCUCUACAUGAGUCAGUAACUUUAUUCAGGGUGUUUUCAGACAGACACGGGUCUGGCACUGGUUCCAAUCUGGAGACUCAGAACCUUGGUGCUUUCUGGCGAACCAGCCCGUGUUCACACCAGUUUAAGCAGAACCAAAGUGGGAGGACAUGAUGGACAUGUAUUAUCACGUCCUGCUCCACUUUUGCCCAAGUCUUUCAUGCAGUCUCGGUAUUCCUUCUUCAGUUUCUUGAGUAAAUCAAUAUUUGGUCUGGUGUUCAGGUGAACCCAGCAUUUGCCAUCUCUUCCGCAAGUUCACCAUAUAGUGUGCUCUUCCUGGUACUACUCUCCAGCUUCACCUGGAAUUCUGUCAAUGUCCAGAUCACAACCAAACAUUUUGUCUCUCCAGCAGGCCACUUUUUCUUUUUUUUUCUGCUCAUUUUUACAACCUAGAAUGUGAUACGCCCACUGAUGAUGUCAUGGUUCCCAAGAAAGAACCAACUAUUUUUGGUUCCAGCUGAGAACCAACUUUUCAGGUUCAGAACCAAUUUUUUCCCAGUUUGAAUGCACCAGCCAGUUCAAAUUUGGGUUCAGGAACCAGAACCGGCACGGAGCCCUGCCAGUCUGAAAGGCCUGUCAGUGCAAAAGUGUCUUGCACCCUAAGGCAUUCUGGAAAAACUGCAGAUUAGGGGAUUACUGUCAAAUAAUUUGAAACAGUGACAGAAAUACUUAGAAUAAUUAACUACUAAUUACUAAAAAAUACAAAUAUAUUCAAUCAGCUCAGAAAAAUAGAGUUGAAAUAUCUAUUUCAGAUUUUUAAUUUAACACAACUCAUUUUUUAACAACCUUUCUACUGUUUGGUCUUACAGUGAGAACAACCACAAUUAACUGACAAGAGCAACUCUUGCUUACUGUUUUCAUGUGACAGCAACUGAUGGAGAGCAGAAAAUGAAAUGUUUAGGAGCCUUGUAACCAGUAAAAAGCCUUCUUUACCUCUGGUACAGUAACGCUGGGUAAUUUUUGCUUGCUACACCUGCACAUUGUAAAUUUGGGGGCUGGAAAACUAUCCGGACAACAAAAGAUUAAGCAGCUGAAAUUUUAUGUUUGCCAGUUAGAAAAAGUACAUUUUUUCUUUCUUUUCCCUUCUGUCCAAGAGUUUGGAGGUUAAAUUCUGAUGAUCCAAAGCAGUAUAGUUUUUAAUUAAUUGAUGUACUGAUUGAUGACGUAGAAACACAAGGUGCAUCUGAGUCAAACUUUGCUGUUUGACGACUGUAUGUUCUCUUGAGCUAGCGCCACAUAUUAUGCAUGGAUCCAGCUAAAGCUUUUUGUGUAUCGUUGUAUAUCACACUUUAAAAAAAAUACAUUUCAUGUACAUUUUUAUAUCUUAACAUUUAUAUUUAGAGAUAAAAAUAUAUUCUUUGCAAUGGAUUUUACAGACAUGGAUUACCACUUGUUAAUUUACAAUUGACAAUUAGCUCUUAUUUCCCCAUUUUUUCUUGUCUAAAAUCUGUUAUCAUUAAAGGGGCUCUAUGUAAGAUUUUUGCUUUAAAACUUCCCACUUUUGAGUAUAUAGUGGUGCGCACUUUAUCCCGAUGUGAAGAAUGAGGCUCUUUAUGUCUUCCUUGUUUGCCUGUAUAAGCCUGUGGAGUAGUUUCUCUGUGAGGAACUCGGGCCGAAUUUUCUGCGAAAUCUCAACAAAAGUGACGUCGGGUACUACGUAAUGCGUGCACCCCGUUGCUCUGUUUAUACCUGACAACGGCAUGUUGAAUGGAGAAGGCUGCUUCCGCGAGUAAACGACCGGCUAGCUCAGCCCAAACACCCACACAAACUCCCCGAAAACAUAAAAAACGAAGAUAGUUUUAUCUGCUGAAUCCCGUCAAGCUAAAAGAGAGUGUAACCGACACGGGGGAAAUGGAGGAUAAAUAUCGAUGGAUCAUUUGAGAAAUAGAGGGAGCUACGCUCGACGCUCGGAAUAAAUACCGAUCCAGAGAUGGCCGUCUUUCUGUGGAAAAGGUAAAGCAUCACUCUGGACCAUGAAAUACAAUGUAGUGUUUUAUGUUGUAUAAACCAUACGCUACAUCACGUUAGCUUGCUUACAA